Molecule: messenger RNA, 1764 nt
Organism: Pyricularia grisea
Lineage: Eukaryota; Fungi; Ascomycota; Sordariomycetes; Magnaporthales; Pyriculariaceae
Exons: 2
Coding region: 1-1764 (587 amino acids)
Source: RefSeq, a predicted model, not a curated record
AUGCUCAUCCACAUCUUCUUCGCAAUCGUUGCCCUUACCUUGGCUUCUGUCUCCCUCUGCAGCCCAGAUGCGUGUGGUCCCGCUCCCAUCCAUGUCCGAGUUGGGGAUAUCAAGGUCGCCGGCGGGAAACGUAUGCGAGGCGCCGAGGUGUCAGUAGGGGAACCCAGCCAACCUCUCGCACUUGCACCGACCUGGGCCACCGACAUGACACUCAUCCACGGCAGUAGCAACGACUGCGAGAAGGGAUGGUCUGGGGAGGCCUGCGCGACCCUCCAAGGCGGGGUUUACAACGCCUCCGCAUCGGGAAGCCGAGCGAGCGAUCCUUCCACGACCGUUGACAAGCUCGCUCUCGGCACCGACGUCGUCAUCCCGGUUUUUCCCCUGAACGUCACAAAAGACUUCCAUAUAGCCCCGAUGCCGAUGCUGGGUCUCGGCCCAAACUCGACCCUUCUCGACACCCUGGCAUCAACUGGCAAGAUUGGGUCGAGAAGCGUGGGGUUCUGGGCCGGACGCGGCAUUGGCAGCAAAGCGGCCACCGAUGGAGGGCUGGUUUUUGGGGGUUACGACAAGACGCGGGUGAUGGGGAGGAGUUUUUCAGACAGAUUUACACAUGGUGUCAGGAAUUGCUCGUCCGGAUUGGUUGUCACCAUUGCUGAUAUCGCAGUCGGCUUGGCCGAUGGGACGAACAAAAGUCUCUUCCCAAAGGACAACAACAAGACCUCUAGCCAUGUGGCGUGUCUUGAUCCGUCCAAGAGGACGCUUAUGACCUUGCCUAAGAGUUCCUACUUUGAUGCUUGGCUUGAUGCUUCAAAGAUCGAUGCUUCUUUGGUCGGGAGAGGUGAUGGCUGGUGGGUUGGCAAUGUCGUCGUUCCAUCUAGCGUCGAUCUCUCCUUCGGUAAUCUCACGAUAACACUCGGCUCCGGUCUAACGGUUCGCGUUCCAAACGAACUGCUAGUUCAGCCGCAUACAUUCAUUGAGUCGGCCACCGGCGACAUGCAGACAGACGACUCGCGGUCCGAUGUGCUCAUAUACCCCAACCAAGGCCCAGAAGCGGACGAUCCCAUCGUGUUAGGGCAACAGUUCUUCGCCGCCGCGUACCUGAUGGUCAACCAGGAUGCGAGUCGGUUCACGCUGUGGGAAGCCAACAGCAAAGAAGCAGACACCGGCAAACCGGACCUUGUGGCUGUGGCGCAGAACAACUCAGACAUCACGACGCCGCUGUGUUCUCAAGGCUCAUGGGGUACCAAAAGAAAUCAAGGCGCCAACAACGCCCUCGAGACAGGGGACGAGCAAAACACCUACAUGAGCAAAGGCGCCGUUGCAGGCAUUGCAGUCGGGAUCUUGGCGCUGCUACUCUCUCUGGGGAUGCUUGCUUUUGUUCUCCUGCGGAAACAGGGUCAUCCAAGACUGCGAUGCUGCUAUACAUGGCCUCCUCCUUCUGUUAGUGGCUCGUCAGGUCCCAAGCCUAUGGACCAAAACAGUGGGACUGCGAUCGUACACACAUAUGACGGGUUGGCCAGAUCAGUACAUCUCGCACAGCCAAGGUCAGAUCCAGGUCUUCAUGUCGAGUUCAGAAGUGGAGGCUUGGGCAUUUGGGGCAACGAGAAUCAACUCGGAUUGUGCGAACUGGAGGCUCCCUUGUCGCCUUGGAUCUCAGGAACCGUGACGGAUCCCAAGGAGCUCGAGGGAAGCAUUCCUGCUUUUGAGAUGGAUGGGUCUAGCUGGGUCAGACAUCACAGUAGACGACGUGUCUGUAGCGUCUGA